Molecule: messenger RNA, 1062 nt
Organism: Alternaria hordeiaustralica
Lineage: Eukaryota; Fungi; Ascomycota; Dothideomycetes; Pleosporales; Pleosporaceae
Exons: 2
Coding region: 1-1062 (353 amino acids)
Cellular component (GO): nucleus; cytoplasm; cytosol
Molecular function (GO): arginase activity; manganese ion binding
Source: RefSeq, a predicted model, not a curated record
AUGGACCAGUCGCGAAAGACAUGCGUAACGUACGUGGCUGCCGACUGCGGCUCCAUCAUACCAGGGAAGUCCAGGGCGGCUGCGGCUUUCAAAACGGUCGACAUCUACCGCAGACUGGUCGAAGCGGGCGUAAACGUUAUUGACAUCGACCCAAGUCAAUUCCCCGACAGCGAUGGCCCGGCCCCGGGACCGGACGUGCUCGACGGAGAGGUGACCUACAAGCCCAGCCCCUUCGUACCAGGCAAUAUCCGCAACAGGACGGGUAAUCUGGAGCUCCUUCGCAGAGUGCGAAAGAAGGUGACCGUGAACUUCCAGGCGGAGCCCAGAGCAUUCCAGCUAGUUCUUGGGGGCGAGUGCUGCAUGCUGCCAGCCAUUCUUUCCUCUGUCAAGCAAGAGUACCAAGACUCUACUAUUGGUCUCAUCUAUAUCGACGCAGACACUGAUCUGCACUCACCUUUGGACGACGAUUGGAAGGGCUACUUUGCAAGCAUGGUGAGCAAACUUCAGACGCAAGAGGAACGUGAGCCAAACACUGACUUCACGAUGACGCAGCUCAUGGCGCGGCCCGGGGCAAUUAGUGAUGAGUCGGAAGGCACACGAGACCCUGUACUCGCUCGUGAGAAGCUCUGCGAUAGUACCAACACAGUUUUCUUUGGCACAAACCUUCCCCACCCGGGGAACAAGCCGAAGCACCUAGCAUAUCUGGACGACGAGCACUUCAAAGUCAUCUCGUCAGAAGCGGUGGCAAACCAUCCGGAAGGACGUGCAAACGAAGCAUUGGAGCACCUUGAGCAGAACAAGGUUGAGGCUAUCUGGGUCCAUCUUGAUAUUGACUCCAUUGAUCCAGGCGAAUUCCCGCUGGCAAAUGUCCCAAACUUUACAGGUGUGGCAUUUCAGACGAUGAUGCAAGCCCUGACAGUACUCAUGGCUAGCACCAAUGUCGUUGGACUGUCCAUCGCAGAGGUCAAUCCAGAUCAUGAUCCUGACCUGGCCAUGACGACGAUGCUAACCAAAGAGAUCGUGAGUAUGCUUGCGAGAAGGGAACUGGGUCACUCAUUUUGA